AAGUAGUAGGCUUAAACAACAACAAGAUCAAAAUUCAACAGGGAAUACAUUAAAACGUGCAACGAUUGAACGCCCGAUAACUAAUGUCCCUUCAGUAUCAGUCGCGUCAGAAUUAAAGGAAAUAAGACUAUCUGAAAUUCACGCACAACUUCAGUCUAAAGCUUCCAAGCAAAGGGCCACUUCUCUAGCCAAAUAUUUUCGUGUAAUAGAAUAUGGAAAGGGAGACAUUUUAAUGGGCGUCAGAGUACCAGACGUGCGAUCUUUAUCAAAGAGCCUGGGUUUUUUAUCAUAUCCAAUUUUAAAAAAACUUAUUAAAUCAAAGUAUCAUGAAGAAAGAUUAUUAGCGGUUAUAAAUGUAGUUACGAAAUUUAAAAAUACUCAAGAUCCAACAGAACUUGCAGAAAUUUUUAGAUUUUUUAUCGAGCAAAUGCGAGAAGGAGUGGAUAACUGGGACUUGGUUGAUUUGUCAGCGAGUCAGGUCGUUGGUAAUUUCCUAAAAGAUAAACCCGAUAUUAAACAAUUAUGGUUGUAUGAGAAAUUAGCUGUAUCAAAACGACUUUGGGAUAGAAGGAUUGCAAUAGUAUCUACACAAAAUUUCAUUAACCAUGGUGAAUAUAAAGAUACGCUAACACUGGCUGAGAUGUUUUUAAGCGAUGCAGAAGAUUUAAUACAUAAAGCAACAGGAUGGACAUUAAGGGAGAUGGGCAAGAAGUCAAAGCCGACUCUUGUCAAGUUUUUGAACCAACAUGCACAUAGAAUGCCAAGAGUGAUGCUGAGAUAUAGUUUAGAAAAAUUUUCUGAACAAGAGCGAAAGAUAUACAUGGAGACAAUUUUUGUUGUGUGUUAG
Scutellospora calospora is the source of this 847-nucleotide messenger RNA. NCBI's taxonomy places the organism in Eukaryota, Fungi, Glomeromycota, Glomeromycetes, Diversisporales, Gigasporaceae. The record is from the annotation of a GenBank genome assembly.